CUUGAAUUUUCCUUUGGAAAGCCGUUAUGCGUGGAUCCAAUGGGUCGUUGGAACGCAAGACUGGCCAUUAAUAAAUGCUACUUUUAUUGCAUUUCUUCCUGAUAAUCUUUCUAUCUCAUUUACAUAUCUUCUUCUUCGUUUGUGCCCUUUCUUAUACCCAACAAUGUUGAUCACAUGGACUGCUAUAUAAAACGAUUCACCAUGUGUUUUCUUCGAUUUUGAUUUUCUUUUUUUCCUUUCUUUUUUUGUGUUUUUGGGUUUUUGGGUUUUGAAGAUCAAAGAUUUAAGGGUUUGUUCCUUUCUGUCACAUUCGUUUCUCCUAGUUUUGUGGAAUUCUCGGAGAACCUGAGUAGUGGAGAUUUGUGGUGAUCUGAAAGAAGAUCAGAGAUGGGUAUAGUGAGUACAAUAAUGGGUUUUUUUGGAUUUGGUAUGGGAAUUUCAAUUGGGCUGGUGAUUGGGUAUUAUCUCUUCAUCUACUUCCAACCAACUGAUGUCCCGGAUCCUGUUAUUCGUCCAUUGGUUGAGCAAGACUCUCAAACUUUGCAGCGGUUGCUUCCAGAGAUACCUCUCUGGGUGAAAAAUCCAGACUAUGACCGUGUUGAUUGGCUUAACAAAUUCAUUGAAACAAUGUGGCCUUAUUUGGACAAGGCAAUCUGCAAGACUGUGAAAAAUAUAGCAGGGCCCAUUAUUGCCGAGCAAAUUCCAAAAUACAAAAUUGAUUCUGUUGAAUUCGAAGCACUGAGCCUGGGCUCCCUACCUCCUACUUUUCAAGGAAUGAAAGUGUAUCUCACUGAGGAGAAAGAGUUGAUAAUGGAAACAUCCAUGAAGUGGGCAGGAAAUCCUAACAUCACCGUUGUAGCUAAGGCAUUUGGGUUGAGAGCCAGUGUUCAGGUGGUUGAUUUGCAAGUAUUUGCCUGUCCACGUAUCACCUUGAAGCCAUUGGUCCCAACUUUUCCUUGUUUUGCCAAAAUCUUAGUAUCUCUCAUGGAGAAGCCUCAUGUUGACUUUGGUUUGAAACUGCUAGGAGCAGAUGCUAUGUCCAUUCCCGGCCUUUAUAGGUUUGUCCAGGAGCUUAUCAAAGAUCAGGUUGCUAAUAUGUAUCUAUGGCCCAAAACCCUUGAGGUACCAAUUAUGGAUCCUGCAAAAGCCAUGAAGAGACCUGUUGGUAUCCUCAGUGUGAAGGUUGUGAGAGCAAUGAAGCUUAAAAAGAAAGACCUUUUGGGUGCAUCAGACCCUUAUGUAAAACUGAAACUUACUGAGGACAAACUUCCAUCGAAGAAAACGACUGUGAAGCAAAAAAACUUGAACCCUGAAUGGAAUGAAGAAUUUAAUUUGGUUGUGAAAGAUCCAGAAUCUCAAGCUUUAGAGAUCAAUGUUUUUGACUGGGAACAGGUCGGCAAGCAUGACAAGAUGGGCCUAAAUGUAGUACCAUUGAAACAACUUACACCCGAAGAGCUAAAAGUAAUGACUCUUGAUCUGCUGAAAAACAUGGACCCAAAUGAUGCUCAAAAUGAGAAGUCACGUGGGCAGAUUGUUCUUGAAUUGAUGUACAAACCUUUUACGGAUGAAGAGAUGCCAAAGGAAACUGAAGAUUCAGAUACAGUAGAAAAAGCUCCUGAAGGAACUCCUGAUGGUGGUGGUUUGCUUGCAGUAAUUGUCCAUGAAGCUCAAGAUCUGGAGGGGAAGCACCACACAAAUCCCCAAGUGCGUUUACUUUUUAGAGGAGAGGAGAGAAGAACCAAGCCUGUGAAGAAAAACAGAGAUCCCAGAUGGCAAGAAGAGUUUCAGUUCACACUAGAUGAACCACCGACUAAUGACAGAAUUCAUGUGGAAGUAGUUAGCACCUCUUCAAGGAUGGGUCUACUGCAUCCCAAGGUCUCGAUUUAUUGUUUUGGAGAAUUCCUUGAUGGACUUCAAACUUGUGCAUCCUUUAAAAGUUCUUUGCAAUUCACCAAACAUUCAUCAUCUUCUCAUCUUCUAAAGGGCCGUUUUAGGAAGCUCUUCUUAUGAAGCACUUUUUGGAAAUGGGCUUUCUAGAAACUAUUUCUUAUGAAGCAUGUCUUUGGGGAAAAUCCAUUUCCAAGAAGUGCUUCAUAAGAAGACCUUGAAAAGGCCUUUUAAAUAUGAUAAAUGUUUGGUGAAUGAUUCUGCCAAAGUGCUUCCACUCACAGUAGCUUCGGCUAAAUUGACUUCCUAGAGAAGUACACCUACAGGAAGUCAGUUUGUUUACUUUCACCAAACACAACAAUCUAAUGUCAGAGGAAUUCUCAGCCGACAAGCCCAUUUGGGAAGCAAUGCCAGUCUUUUGUGGCUUUCACAUGUUCAAAAGUAAAUUU
Camellia sinensis is the source of this 2336-nucleotide messenger RNA. RefSeq names its product synaptotagmin-2. The record is from RefSeq and is a predicted model, not a curated record. Gene Ontology annotation, molecular function: lipid binding. Gene Ontology annotation, cellular component: endoplasmic reticulum. NCBI's taxonomy places the organism in Eukaryota, Viridiplantae, Streptophyta, Magnoliopsida, Ericales, Theaceae.